Botrytis fragariae is the source of this 3822-nucleotide messenger RNA. RefSeq lists its product as uncharacterized. The record is from RefSeq and is a predicted model, not a curated record. The coding region runs from base 1 to 3822 and encodes 1273 amino acids. The transcript has 4 exons. Lineage: Eukaryota; Fungi; Ascomycota; Leotiomycetes; Helotiales; Sclerotiniaceae. Gene Ontology annotation, molecular function: metal ion binding. Gene Ontology annotation, cellular component: nucleus; exosome (RNase complex).
AUGUCGGAUUAUCCAUACUAUGGCGCGGCCUAUGGCAAUCGCGACCAGUCGAACAACCCACCUUACCCAACCUAUCCAAAUCAGUCCGCAUAUUAUCCACAAGAUGAUGGCCGAUCAGGGCAGCAUACGAUGACUCAAGGAUAUGAUAAUACAAUGGCGUAUGGCUAUAAUCAACAACAACUUCCAAACUAUAGCGCGCCCGCUAUGCAGAAUAAUAUACCCCCAGUUCCAGUGUUCCAGGGCUGGAACCAAGAAAACUCAUCUAUGCCCCAAUACAAUGCAGCGCCGCAAGGCAUGCAUUCUUAUGCUGGGUACAAUCAUCAAAAUUAUGCUCAAAAUUCGCAAUACUAUGCACCAGUGGCUGCUCCGCAGCCAACAUAUCAUUCCCAAACACCCGCGUAUGGUAACGUUGAAAAUCGCGAAAUGAGCGAAGGAGAGUAUGAUGAUACUUCUGCCCACAUGCGCUCAACAGCUCCGAAUGCUUCAAUUGGCGCACCGAGCUCGAGCCACUAUCGCGGGAAUGAUGGGAAUGGCUAUCUCGAUACUGCCCAUCGCGCUGUCUAUUCGACAGGCCAAGAUCCUGCUCCUCAGCAGCCGCCGCCGACUCUUCGCAAUGCAGCCGAUUACUAUAAUCAACGUCAACCUUCGGCCUCGUACUCCCCUUUCGUAGCCCAAAGUGAGCCAAUGUUUGACCAAAUCAAAAAUUCUCAGAUUAAGGAUACAGGCGCAGGUAAGGGGGCAUUGAACACAAAGAGGGGCGGUGCACAGAAAAAAUCAAAGCCUCAAUCACCGGUAGGAGAGCCUAAUAAUACUGCAUCCAUAUCUGGUCAGGAAAAUAUCCCCUCUUUCACAAAAGGUCAGGUAUCAGAGACCGUUGGAAGCUCCCACCCUUCUCAAGCUGAUGCACAUAACGAUGCCGUUACUUUCAAAACUGUCGCCGAAGCUCGUAAAAAAGCUGAAGGCGCCAUCCUGAAUCUUUGGUCGUAUGAUGUUCGAUUCCCAGCCUAUCUUGAAGAAGGUGUUGAUGAAAAGCUUGUCGGAGAAUUGUUUGAUGGGCUUAGAUUGUCGAAAACUGCAACGAAAACCAUCAGUGCAGCUUCUGCCCAAAGUCCCUCCACCAGUGUUUCUUCUGCGCCUACCUCCGGCCUCCCUGCCACUAGUGGACAUCCGAAUGGUCAGAUUUCCGCCCAAAACUCUACAGAUAAAUCUAAGCAAGCUAUAACUAAUGGAGCAGGCACUGCUCCUUCUGCAACUGCGCAGCCGAAGAGUGCAGCCGCCGUUGAGAAAGAAAAAACAAUGCAGGCGAAAAUGGACGCUCUCAGGAAAUCGAGAGCUGAGCGAGCCCAGAAGAAUGCGGCAAAGUCUGUCACAACUACCGCUACUAGUCUUCCAAGUCCAAUUGCUCAAGUUAAACCAACUACAAUUCCUGAAGUGCCUAUGUUGGCUACAAAUUCUACUUCCUCCGCUGGAAAAGUCGUUGAAAAAAACAAGGUUGGUACUACAGUUACAAGUGGCUCAACUUCAAUUCCAGCUUUGACUGUCACAACACAAUUUCCCCAACCGAACGCACCACCUCCAAAUAUUCAACAGACCUCUCAAAAGAUUCCGGGUUUGUUCUUAGCUUCUGCCCCACCCGCCCCAUCAUCUGUCCCACAAACUAUCAUGCCAACCCCGGUUCUCAAUGGGCAGCGCAAACGUCCAGUAGCUGCUGACUUUGACGGACCUUCGGCAUCCACCAUACCGCUCAAGCGACCAUUUGGUCAAAGCCGUGUGGAACCAAAACCGUUUGUAAUUUGUGUCAGCGAGGAUGAAGACGAGUCUGAUGAAGAUGUCGAAAUGGAAUUGGAAUCUCAGGCUGAUGCAGAUUCACCUGUUCAACCCCCUCGCAAGCUACCCGAACAAAAGGCAUUGCCGACGGCAUCUUCUUUUCUUCCACCAAAACCAUUCACUCCACCUCCCAUAUUGUCGACGAGCACCCCACCAAAUUUGCAAAGUUCUAUUAAGCCACAUCCUGAGGAUCUUCGACGCAAGGAAAGCGAAAUUGAGCAGUUGAAGAGAAAAAUAGCUGAGGCUGAAAUGAGGAAGGCAAAUAAGAGAACCAGCAGCGGUGCACAAACUCCCAUUAAUAACGUCGCAGCAAGUACGACCAACAUCAGCCUUGUAGCUAUUAAACCGAAUUCUUUAAUCGAAACACAAAAGGCAACCAAUAUUUCUAAGGAUAAAACAGAGUCUAAUGCAGCUCAAGCUGCCGAGCUUCAACAAGCCGCUGACAUUCGAAAAGAAGAGGCCGAACUCAAACGACUCCGACGUGAAAGAAUUGCGAGCGCCAUUCCCCGUGUGGACGCUGAAGCUUUACAAAACCAAGCGAGACUUGAGGAACUUCGUGCCGAAACCGCCAGAAUCGAAGCGGCGGUGCAAAAGAACCUUCAGGACAAACGAAGGCUGGUUGAGGAAAUGGAAAGACUAGGUCAGGAAACCGAUCAACAAUUGCAGGAGCAAAAAGAAAAGUUGGACAGUCUCACCCGUGAAGAGACAAAAGACGAUCCAGGUAGGUGCAAAAUUACAAUUAUCAGACUGCCCAUAGUAGCAGAUGCUCACAAUCCCACAGCCGAACCUACUCUAGCUUCUGCUCAGCCAGACUGUGAGCCAGAACCACAAAGUCUCGCCGAAUCCGAGCCAAAAUCUGCAUCAGUUCCUAUGGAACUAGAUGACCAAAGCGAUGAUGCUCGCGACGCAAUGCAGCAACAACAACAGCCUGAGCAAUCCCAUACUACUGAUUUCACCGCUGCCUGCCCAAUUUCUAUACCUCCGACCCAACUUGAUAGUAUCAGCGAUAUGGCACAUGACACAAUAGGAGACAAUUCUUCUGAGGUCAAAGAAGCAUCCGAAACCAACCAAGAUCUUGAGGCUGCGCUUCAAGAAGCUGUGCGCGCGGACGCAGACUCUGCUGGUCCCAGUGAAGUCGAAAUGGAAGACAGUGAUGCGCCUCCUACGCAAGCUAACGACGCAACUGCCACACCCGAUGAAGAGAAAGCAAGUUCCGAUUAUUCACCAGUCCUUGAGCGUUCUCAGCCACUUGCAACUUCAUCAACCCCUAACAUUCCUGAUGUGGUAGAUGCCUCGGAGAUCGCUGAUGUAGAUUCGGAUAACUAUGAGCCCCCAGAGGCAACUCCUGCUGCUGAUGAGACUUCGUCGGUGGCUUCAUCUCCAUUUAGCCCCGCUCCACCAGAUUCAGUCAUUGAUGCAGCAGAAGAUGGCGAAUUGCCAGAGUUGUCAAACGGUAACUCGAUCGAUCUUGAAGUUAUCUCUAAUGGCGUAGAACAAAGUCUGCCGGCAGAAGAUGGUAGUGUCCUUCAACUAACAGAAAAACCCCUUUCUAGCGACCCUAAUAGCUCAAGCUUUUUUACACCAUAUGAAAGCCCUUUAAGAGUGUUUCAUGCAUUUCGGUUUCAUCCAGAAUAUAAGCAACAAAUUACGGGUGGGCUGAAGUCUAUCACUUAUACUAACAAGAUUGAUGCGAAGAAAGAACUGUGUCGAUACGAAUUGAUGGGAGGAAUAUGCAAUGACAAUACUUGCGAUUUUCAGCAUUUUAGAGAAAUGGGACUGCCUGACGAUGCCGUUCUUACGAAAUUGGGAUCCCCAGACGAGUUCGAAGGAGAACAACGAGAUAGGUUUAUUGAAGGUUUGAAAUCAGUACUCUCGGGCCUGCGAGCAAGAAAAAUUAAAGACUUUGAUGCCAUUGCCUCGGAGAUUGUUGCACAUCGUGCCAACUUCUUGGGCGAUUCAUCAAAGGUACUCAGCCUCGAAGGCACGACACUUUAA